Elaeis guineensis (African oil palm) is the source of this 2323-nucleotide messenger RNA. RefSeq lists its product as uncharacterized. Gene Ontology annotation, cellular component: membrane. The record is from RefSeq and is a predicted model, not a curated record. Lineage: Eukaryota; Viridiplantae; Streptophyta; Magnoliopsida; Arecales; Arecaceae. Gene Ontology annotation, molecular function: serine-type endopeptidase activity.
CGAUGCCUUGAUCGAUACCGACGGUGAACAGAGACAUCGCCCCUGUUGUUCCUGGAGUUCCCUUCCCGGUGGCCCCACGACCUCUCAUGGGGAAUGGGACCCACAAGCAUCUAGCUCUGCGAUGGGAUUGGAGCGGCUGCGGAUAAGGGGCAAGCCACCAGAAUCCAGAUUCGCAGUCCCUUUCCUUCCCUCAGCUGUGGUCUCGUAGCACUCUUAAAACCUAACCACUAAUUACUUUUUGAAGAAAGAAACGAGUGGACGAAGCAAGUACGAGAUGGUCAUUCUCGCUGAAUCUAGCUAAAAGCUGCAGCAGCUGCUGCUAAUUAUUAGUUCUUAACGGGUGGUGAGCCAAGCUGAUCUGGGUAGAUUCUGUGGCUCCGAUACAAACUUAGAUAGACCACAAACAUUCAUGGAGAUCUUGGUUACUGAUAUCAUCAUCAUGUUGGCUGUUUCAGAUAUAUAAUGGCUGUGCUUUCCAUAUGUUCAAUAGUGUCCUGUAAAGACCAGGUUUAUCCUACUGGGAAAGUGAUAGGACAGAAUGAAAGAGGAUCGGCAGACCAUUUUUCUGUUCAUAUGGUGUGCAAAUGUUUUUCACCUUCUCUAGUUAAUGAGACCGGCAGAAGAUGGAAUGUCUUACACCAUGUUUCUGAGUUAACUUUGAAAGGAAAGAAACAACACAGAGCUGGUGCAUAUUGCCUGUUUCAUAAUUGGUCUGUUCCAUUUCAGAAUUCUGUAGAAAUAUCUUUUCCCAAGGUCUAUAAUACAAACAGCCAUGAGGAGAAAUCUAGUUCAGGAAACGUAUAUCGGAGAGACCAAUCCUGUUAUGAUUCUUCUGAAUUAGAAGCAGGUAAUACUGAGAGGCAACUGAAAGCACUGGAUUCUUAUUUUAGCAAGCUCAGUGAUGACACGGUUGAGCAGCUUAGCUCUUGCAUGUCUACAAGCAACCUUGACACUCUCUCUGAUGAAAAGGAAUGUAAAUCUUCUUCUCAAUGUGAAGGCAAAAUGACAGACAUGAUUGAAGCAACUGGUGACAAAACAAAGACUGGAUUGAGUUUGUUAAAGAACUACUUUGCCAAACUAAACACCGAAAUUAGUACAAGAAAAAGUACAUCCAUUUCUGAUAAAGAAGCAUCAGCAGGAAAUUCUAUGAGACCCCCAGAAUCUGCUAUCAGAGAAUAUAAUGAAAAGGAAGGCACGAUUGCAAAGCCAAAAGUUUAUAAGCAGUUUGCGAGUAUGGACAAUCGAACUGAUCCAGGGAUGUUAGGCAAGGACAAUGUUGAAGGCCUACAGACAAAUGACGAAGCUUCUGACUUGUAUCUAAUAAGUUUAUUGGCUGGAAUAAAUAUUGCAGUUUUCUUAUUUGAGAUAGCAAGUCCAAUCAGGAACUCGGAUGUAGAGCAGUUGUCACUCCCUCUGAUCUAUGGGGCAAAGAUAAAUAAAUUAAUCCUUCUCGGGGAGUGGUGGAGACUACUGACACCAAUGUUUCUGCAUUCAGGAUUCCUUCAUGUUGCUCUUGGUUGUUGGGUGCUUCUUACUUUUGGGCCUCAAGUUUGCAAAGGAUAUGGCCCAUGUACCUUUUUCCUAAUAUAUAUACUUGGAGGAAUUUGUGGCAAUUUCACAAGUUUUAUUCACACCCCAGAGCUAACUGUAUGUGGGACAGUAAGUUCAACGGGUCCAGUAUUUGCCAUAAUUGGAGCUUGGCUUGUCUAUCAAACCCAAAAUAAAGAAGUCACUGACAAGGAGGUUUCAGAAAGCAUGUUCUGGAAGGCAGUGAUCGCCACUGCUCUGAGCUUUGUCUUGAGCAGCUUUGGGAGAAUUGACGACUGGACACAUGUUGGAGCUAUCAUUUCAGGCGUAGUUUUUGGCUAUUUCACAUGUCCAGUCUUGGAAUUGGAUGAUUUAUCUUCGAAGAAUGGGCAAAAGGAGGGAAUUGCCCUUGUGCAAAGACAGGCCAAUCCGUGCAAAUCACUGAUUGCUUUCACCAUUUUUGCAGUUGUAUUAGCUUCUUUGGUUUUCUUUUAUGAACCAGAGCUUGAGAUGUUGGAAGUGGAUGGCUUGGUGUAGGAAUGUACUGGUUUGGAUACCUAGAAAAAGAUGAGGUUGUAUCAGUACAUAGGCGGAUGAUUUUUAGGUAGCCGUUAUGAUAAUGCGGCAUUGGUCCUUUUAUAAGGUCAUAUCUGUGUGCUCCAAAGACUGGUGCAGAAUGAACUUAAUUUCUUUUUGGGCAAAAAAUGUACUUAUUUCGGUUUGAAGCUUACAUGUUGAUGGUUUAAGAAUGACCAGCGAGAUAUACUCCAUAAUCAAAUAUUUUCCAUUUUGACCA